Molecule: messenger RNA, 2732 nt
Organism: Eriocheir sinensis (Chinese mitten crab)
Lineage: Eukaryota; Metazoa; Arthropoda; Malacostraca; Decapoda; Varunidae
Exons: 3
Coding region: 276-2567 (763 amino acids)
Source: RefSeq, a predicted model, not a curated record
CCUCGGAGGAGUCAGUGCUGCUCUGGACGUGAUCGAGGGAGGGUGUGCGCGCUCGGCUCCUGGAAUUACUAACAGCCAUUAUCCUCUCUAACUACCGGGAAAGUUUUGUGCGUCCGUUUGUUGGUGAAUUGACGUCCAGGGCGUGGUGUGUGUGCGUGUGGGCGUGGCGCGACAUGCGAGGUCACCUGCUGCCACGCCUGGAGGAGGCCUAGGGCAGGGCGUGGCGGCGCGGGCGUGGAGGGGGCGUGGCGAGGCCGGGGCAUGGGCGUGGCGCCAUGAGCAGCAGCAGUGACGUGGGGGCCGUGGUGGGGGCCGUGCAGUGGGGCGAGGAGGGCUCCUACCUGCGGGAGGUGGCCGCCCGCGGCCCGCGCCCCCAGCUGGCCAAGGUGAUCAAGGGCCAGUACCUGGGCGUGGGCGUGGCCUCGCUGGCCAGCCCCGGCCUGGCGUCCACCGUGCUGCUGCUGCCGGCGGGCCGCGGCGUGCGGGUGGCGGCGCAGUGCGUCAAGUUCAAGGAGGGGCGGCGCGUGGUGCCCGCCGGCCCGCGCCUCGCCAUCCCCGAGACCUACGACGGCUACUUCGAGAUCCUGAGCGAGGACGGCCGCGCCGUGCGCUGCAUGGAGAGCGUGGCCGAGCUGGCGCGGCGCUUCCCGGACAGCGCCCUCGUCAGGGAGAACAUGAAGGCGUACGUCUCCCGCAGCGACGACACGGACACCAUCACGGAGAAGGCGCGGCAGGUGGCGGCGGGCGAGACGCUGGUGGUGGUGGGCGAGGUGGUCAUGGGCAAGGGCGGGGGGGCGGGGGGCAAGGCCGCGGGCGGCAGCAGUGGCGGUAACGGUGGCGGCGGCGCGCGGUUCCUGCGGUGCUUCGACCAGGCGGGCCAGAACGUGUACCUGCCGUGGGAGGCGCGCGGCAAGUUCUCCGCCAUCGCCAAGGAGGACAACAUCAGCGGCGUGCACAGCAUCCGCAACCUGCUCAACAAGCGCCUGCCGCUCAUGGUGCGCGUCGUGCACGGCCGCCCGCCCGUGGGCGCCAAGGCGGCGGCGCAAUUCCUGCCCGAGCUGCGGCUCUUCGCGUCCAGCACGGAGGAGCCGCUGGCCGCGCUGCCGCUCACCAAGGACGCGCCGCUUCUGCUGCUGCCGCCCUCCGCGCCGCUCAAGGUGGCUCACGCCCGCAACGCCGACCAGCUGGAAAAGACCAAGGAGUUCACGAGGCUGUGCGAGCGCGCAGCGACGCUGCUGGGCGAGGUGGCGGACCGCAUGCACGUGUACGACGCCUCCGUGGGCACCAAGGGCGGCGGCGGGGGUGGCGGCGGGCCCCGCGACCCCCGCUUCGUGCAGUGGCCCGAGCCAGGCGGCAAGGUGCGCCACAAGGCGCACCACCACCACCACCACCACCACCACCCGCGCCAGAACCCGCGCCGCACGCGCUCCCCGCCCGUGGCGCAGCCGCCCGGCGCGCCGCCCGACGACUACGACGAGAUCGACCAGAUCUACGACUACGUGCGGGGCUUCGCGCCGCUGCCCAAACACAUCAAGUCCCCCUACGCCAGCGACGACCCCGCGCCCGCCGCCUCCACGCCCGCGCGGCGCGUCAGCAGCACCACGGCGCCCGGCGCGGCGGACAAGGGCGACGCGCGGCCCACGCCGCCGCCCAUCGAGACCAUCCCCUCGCGGCGCGGCGAGCCCCGGGCCUCCGAGAAGCUGUGCCCCUCCGUGCACCCCGCGCUCAUCUCCGCGGCGCUGGACCGCGCGGCGCACCGCCGCGUGGAGAAGCGGACGCGGCGGCCCGAGGACAGGAAGGGCUCGGGCACGGCACCCACCACACCCACCACGCCCCAGGCGCCGCCCACCCCGCACAGCCCCAGCCAGGCCCCGCCGCUCAGCCCCGCCGCUCCGGCCCCGGAUGUGUUGCCGCCCCAGGAGCGGCCCGCGGCCCCCGCCAACACCCCGGGCGGCACCCCAAACAACAACAACAGCAGCAAUAACAACGCCAGCAACAACAACGCCAACAACAACAACAACAAGCUGUUCGUGAAGGCGUCGCAGCAGCGGCCGCACAAGACGCGCGUGUUCCGCCACAAGUCCGCGUCCCCCGUGAAGGAGGCGCUGCUGGAGGGCCCCCCGGGGCUGGCGGCGGGGCUGGCGGCCUGCAACGGCGGGGGCAGUAAUGGCGGGGGCGGCGUGCCCUCGUCGUCGUCGCCGUCGCCGCUGUUCCGCCUGCGGUACAAGUCCCUGACGAGCCUGGCGCUGGACUUCGACACCCUGGACUCCAGCACGUCGGGCGGCAAGGCCUCGGCGGACAGCGGCGGCUCGGGCGCCAUCACGGCCAAGCUGCCGGAGAAGCGGAGCCGCCGGCUGGUGCGGCCCAAGAGCCUCACCAACCUGGCCUGGGAGGGGCGCCACGACCCCCUGGGCCUCUCGGGCACCUCCCGCGCCCUGCUGGAGGCGGAGCGCAAGCUGCGGCUGGAGCCAGGCGUGUACCGCCACGCGCGGGACACGCCGGGCAUGCUGGCCGCCACCUCCAGGCUGCUGCAGGGACACAAGAAGAUCGGCACGCUCUACCUCUGAGCGCCGCUGGAACCGAAUACGAGAGAGAGAGAGAGAGAGAGAGAGAGAGAGAGAGAGAGAGAGAGAGAGAGAGAGAGAGAGAGAGAGAGAGAGAGAGACGAAGUGAUAAAAGUGAGAGAAAGAAAGAAAAUAAAGAUAAAAACAGUGAAUAUGAAAGACAAUUAA